AUGGCGUGUAAUGUCGAUGCCCUCGGUUUUCCAAUCGAGGGGUUAUGCCAGCACGGUCUUAUAUCGCCCGUCAACCAGCAUGGCCCUAACCCUCCUGGCUUGGUUGCGCCUCUCCUGACCUGCCCAGAAACCCUUCGCCCGACACGCCUAGAAUUGACCCUGCCGCACCAUCCCUGGAUCGAUAUGUUCCCUCUGCCACGGAUGCGCGACAACGUCUUGAGUGCGACAGCGACCUGUCUCAUAGACGAGGACGAGCUGUGCGGCGACCUCAUGAACAUGUAUGAAGGCCACGCCGAGAGCGAUCCUCAUCGUCUGGGGACAGCCAUGGGAUCCUUUGGGUUGGGAGGUGACCGUUCCUUUCUUGUGGAAGUGGGCUUGGCUGACCCAAGGGUGUCCUAA
Truncatella angustata is the source of this 399-nucleotide messenger RNA. RefSeq lists its product as uncharacterized. The transcript has a single exon. The record is from RefSeq and is a predicted model, not a curated record. The coding region runs from base 1 to 399 and encodes 132 amino acids. NCBI's taxonomy places the organism in Eukaryota, Fungi, Ascomycota, Sordariomycetes, Amphisphaeriales, Sporocadaceae.